UCAUUGGACGAAUGAGCAGUAGUCUCGAGGAAUAGGGCGCUAAAAAUGAAGCCAAAGAACAAGAAGGAAAAUACUUUUUCUGGAACUGAUGAAAGCCAUAACUCAAGAAAUGCAACAAAGAGAAAAAGAAAAUCAUUAAGUGAACUGGACUCUAGCCUCCAGAAUACAAAGCUAACAUGGGACAUGGAUCCCAAGAGGAAGAGCCAAAUCUAUGAAGAUUGUGGUAUAAAUGAGUUAGAGGAAGACAGCAGGGAUGCCUUCCCUGAGCCCACUCCUAAGAUACUCAUGGCAAUAUCUUCAAACCCGCCUGGGGCUCCAAAGGCAACAGCCAGAUACACAGAAUCAGAUGAUAGUAAUGAAGCCCCACAUCUUCACCCUUGGAUUAAGAACCCAACCCCACACAGGCCGCUAAAUGAGGAGAAUGAAAAUCCUCUGAAGAAAAGAAGAAAGGUUUGCGAAGACAGAGGCAGAAAUGAAUUAUUUGUCAAGCUCUCAGAUGAAAUCAUACUAAACAUCUUCACAUGGCUGCCCAAGUGCAUGCUGGUUAAGUGUGCCAGAGUUUGCAAAAGAUGGAAAGGCUUGUGUUUUGAUGAGUCAUUAUGGAAAAGGCUGGAUAUGGCCAGUAAAGUUUUGAAACCUGGUGUGCUGGGCAGAAUACUGAACAGAGGUGUGCGGGUGCUAAGGCUUGCAAAGGCAGAGGUCAAUUCACCACUGUUUAUUAACAAGCCAGUUGAUUUUCCUGAUUUGGGGCUAACAAGAGUGCAAUAUUUAGAUCUGUCUAUGACUGUAGUUAGUGAAGCAGGUCUGGAGGAACUGUUGGGAAGAUGCAAGUCACUGCGAAAACUUAGUCUAGAACACUGUGCCUUGAAUGACAAAAUAUGUGGAUACAUCAGUGAAAACAAGUUGCUUGAAGUUCUUAACCUCAGUAUGUGCCAAGGAAUUACAAAGGAUGGGUUAAAAGCAAUAGGAAGACAAUGUCAAAGGUUGGAAGCAUUAAACAUAGCCUGGAUACAGCCUUCCAAGGAGGUGGUGGACACAGUGGUCACUUCACUGACCAGAGGUCUACUUAAGCUCAAUUUCAGUGGAUGCAGGGAGCUUUUAUCAGAUGAAAAUGUUCUUCAGCUUGUGACAACCUGUCCACACUUGAGGGAGCUGGAUCUCAGUGACAGCACCUUUCUGUCCCCAGCAGCAGUAGAGUGUGUGGCUGACAACCUGCGUGGCUUGGAAUAUGUGGCUUUCAGCCGCUGCUACCAGAUACCACCCAACACAUUUGUUUGUUUAAACCACCUUGUGACCCUGCUGGCAUUAGAUGUAUUUGGAAUGAUGAAAGAAUCUUCUUUGGAAAAUCUGAGAGAAAGUAUGUCACAGAUUGAAAUCAACAAGUAUCACUUUUCAAGCAUAGCAAGACCUACCACAGGAAUAAGGAGGACAAGUGUUUGGGGUCUCAGAGUUAGAGAUCAGGUGGUGGCAUGAUCUAUAUUCAAAUUCAAAGAUUCUAUAAAUGUAUAUGCAAACAUCUGCACAUGUAUAAAACAACUCAUACAGCAACAAAGGUCUUGCUUAGUUUGUUGUUUGUGAAAUUGUGAUCUGUAAGUGCUUUGCACUUUCUUAAUAUGUUACUGGAUGUUAUAUAAUUUUGUACAUGAUAAUUUCUUUUAAGCAUGUAAAAUAUCUGGUAUUCAGUUUUCAUCAAAGCUAUAAAAUCUUUUUGUAAUCUAAUUUUUAAAUUAAUAGGUAUUCCAAAUGUUAAUUUAAUUUUAAAAGCUAAAGAUUUAUUAUUUUAUCACAACUGGUCUUUGCUUUAUAUAUAACAUAUAUAACUUAACUGCUUUGAUUUCAAGUUUUCCGAAAUGUGCACAUUUUUGAGUUAUUGUGUAAUGCAUAUAUUUUAAAGAAAAAACAAGCGAAUUCACAGAACAUUACACCUGUUUACCAUUGGAUUGGCCUUUAUCUGAAAUAAGGGGGACAAAGCUGAGCCUCAAGGAUAAGUCUUGCUGAACAUGUCAGUUGCUUGCAGAGCCAUGUCAAAAGUCGUGUUUAUCUUAAUAAGUUUAUUUACAUGAAAUCUUAACAUGAAUUUUAAAAUCAUUGGAUAUAUAUAUUUGAGGUUUUACUGCAACUCGUAAAGUGUUACUUUAUGUUCUAAUUUGAAGAAAUGGUUAUAGAAGUCAUUUAGACGGGGAAUAAGCUUUUACUAACUUGUGAAGGUUAUCCUUGUCAGUGACAAUAAACUUUUCUUCUAAUAACA
This is a messenger RNA of Lingula anatina, 2248 nucleotides long. Its product is annotated as S-phase kinase-associated protein 2. Gene Ontology annotation, biological process: SCF-dependent proteasomal ubiquitin-dependent protein catabolic process. NCBI's taxonomy places the organism in Eukaryota, Metazoa, Brachiopoda, Lingulata, Lingulida, Lingulidae. Gene Ontology annotation, molecular function: protein binding. The record is from RefSeq and is a predicted model, not a curated record. Gene Ontology annotation, cellular component: SCF ubiquitin ligase complex.